Messenger RNA from Mesorhabditis spiculigera, 1230 nucleotides. NCBI's taxonomy places the organism in Eukaryota, Metazoa, Nematoda, Chromadorea, Rhabditida, Rhabditidae. The record is from the annotation of a GenBank genome assembly.
AUGCUGCGCUCGCGCGUCUUCGUGAUCGGGCUCGGAAUGACGAAGUUCACCAAGCCCGGCAGUUCGGGAAUGGACUACCCGGAAUUGGUGAAGGAAGCCGUCACUGAGGCCUUGAGUGACGCCAGGUUGCAAUAUAAAGACAUCCAACAAGCUACCGUAUCCUAUCUGUUCGGAGGUACCUGUUGUGGCCAGCGAGCUCUUUACGAAUUUGGGCUGACCGGCAUACCGAUUUUUAAUAUCAACAACGCUUGCGCCUCGGGGUCAUCUGGCGUGUUUUUGUGCAAGCAAAUUUUAGAGUCCGGGAAUGCCGAUGUCGUCAUGGCGGUCGGCUUUGAGAAGAUGGCCACCGGGUCGUUGGAUAAAAUGCGGAAGGCUCAGAAACUUGACGACCGGGCAACUUCUCAUGAUCACUACAUCGAGGUGAUGGCAGACACGUAUGGCCUAACCACAGCCCCGAUAACCGCUCAAAUGUUUGGAAAUGCGGGUCGGGAACAUAUGGAGAAAUAUGGAACAAAACGCGAGCACUUUGCCAAAAUUGCCUGGAAGAAUCAUCUGCACUCCGUCCACAACCCAAAAUCACAAUUUACGAAGGAGUUCUCGCUUGAUGAGGUGCUGAAUUCACGCAAAAUCCACGACUUUAUGGGAUUGCUGGAGUGUAGCCCAACGUCGGAUGGAGCAGCUGCCGUUGUGCUGUGCUCCGAGAAAUUCCUCGCCAAAAAUCAGCGCCUCAAGGCGCAGGCUGUCGAGAUCGCAGGGAUGAAGCUCGGCACCGAUCAACCCUCCGUUUUUGCCGAAAAAUCGAACAUAAAAAUGGUUGGCUUUGACAUGAUGCAUAAAUUGGCUGGGGAGCUGUAUAAAGAAACGAAGAUCGGCCCAGAUGAUGUUCAGGUCAUCGAACUGCACGAUUGCUUCGCGCCAAACGAGUUGUUGGCCUAUGAGGCGCUGCGGUUAUGCCCAAUCGGUAAAGGAGGCGAAAUUGUCGAUCGAGCUGACAACACCUACGGUGGAAAAUGGGUGAUCAACCCGAGUGGAGGCCUGAUUUCUAAAGGACAUCCGAUUGGAGCGACAGGGGUUGCCCAAGUAGUCGAGCUUUCUAACCAACUUCGAGGGCGAUGUGGGAAGCGUCAGGUUUCGAACGUCCGACAUGCAUUGCAGCAUAAUAUUGGAAUCGGCGGCGCCGGCGUGGUGGCCAUUUACAAACUGGCGGAAGAACGGGCAAAAGCGAAAAUU